Polypterus senegalus (gray bichir) is the source of this 1362-nucleotide messenger RNA. It is a transcript of the gene ift46, whose product is annotated as intraflagellar transport 46 homolog (Chlamydomonas). The record is from RefSeq and is a predicted model, not a curated record. The coding region runs from base 83 to 1174 and encodes 363 amino acids. Gene Ontology annotation, cellular component: motile cilium; intraciliary transport particle B; centrosome. Gene Ontology annotation, biological process: intraciliary transport; cilium assembly. Lineage: Eukaryota; Metazoa; Chordata; Cladistia; Polypteriformes; Polypteridae. The transcript is spliced from 12 exons.
CGAACUCUCGCGAGAGUGAGAACAGCCAGGACCCUCCCUCUGCGCCGGAGCGGUUCCCGUAGCGACAGCAAACACUAGCGAAAUGAUGGAGGAUAUUGAAGAACUUCGUCGGCAGCAGCAGACGAAGUUGAUUGUGAACCAGCCAUAUGAUGAGAGUCUGGAGGUGAAUGAUUCAGAGGACGUUGCCAGCAUCUACACACCUACACCAAGGCUGCCAGCAACAAGGCAAGCAAUGCGGCAGCAAAGGGCACUAGCCAACAAUAGCAGUGAUGAUGAGGAUACUGCAAAGGACAAAAAGAGAAGUUCUGGUCCUCCUGGACAGGGAAGAUUUGGUGAAAAUGAGGAGGAAGAAGAGGAAGAGGAAGAAGAAGAGGAAGAGGAGGAGGAAGAUGAUUCUGAUGAAAGUGAUUCGGAUGAGGAUGAUGAAGACCGUGCAGCAGCUCCUGAAGGAGCAUACGAUCCAGCGGACUACAGUCAUCUGCAGGUAUCUCCAGAGAUUAAAGAGCUCUUCCAGUUCAUCACAAGGUACACACCACAGUCCAUUGAACUGGAUCACAAGCUGAAGCCUUUCAUCCCUGAUUUCAUUCCUGCUGUGGGUGACAUUGAUGCCUUCCUUAAGGUGCCCCGUUCAGAUGGCAAACCUGACACCCUGGGUCUUCUUGUUCUUGAUGAACCUUGCACAAAGCAGUCUGAUCCAACAGUGUUGUCCUUGUGGCUAAUGGAGAACUCUAUGCAACACAACGUGACACAAGUUAAAGUGAAGAGCCUGGAAAAAGCAGAGAAAAACCCUAAAGUCAUCGAUAGCUGGAUUGAGAACAUGAGCAAGCUGUAUCGAUCAAAGCCUCCUACUACAGUACAUUAUACCAGGCCCAUGCCAGAUAUUGAUGCACUUAUGCAGGAGUGGCCACCAGAGUUUGAGGAGCUUCUAGGGAAGGUAAACCUGCCAACUGCAGACCUCACUUGUGACCUGGGAGAGUACGUUGACAUGAUUUGUGCUGUUUUGGAUAUUCCAGUGUACAAGAACCGUAUUCAGUCACUACAUGUGCUCUUCACGCUGUACUCUGAGUUCAAGAACUCCCAGCACUUUAAAGCUCUCGCUGAGGGCAGAAAGACAGAUUUCUCUUCAGCAACACGGUCAGGUACAGAGGACCCCGAGACUCUGACUUUCGACUGAAGCAGAGGCCACGUGGAGUGGUUAUGUGGACACAGCACAGAAACUCAUCAUGUCAUGUUGCAGCAGCCACAUGUAUCUGGAAUCUAAAGCCUGAAGUUUGAUUUGCUUAUUUGUUUGUACAGAUGUAUAUAAGAUGGAUUACUUUUUUUGCAUUAAACCAUUUUUUUAUAGAUAUAGCCAGACAGACA